AGUUCACAUAAACAGUCAUUAUUUUCAGUUUGAGAGAUCAUCCCGGGCUUUGCCCCGUCUGCUGUAGCUGAGAUGUCCCUGGAGGACAUAGAACAACAAGACUAUGAUGUUUCUGACACUGAGAGAGUCAGAGCCUUGUCCCAGUCUCUAGACCUGCCUGUCUGUGUGAUGGAUGACCACCUGACCUCUGAAGCUGUCAAUGAGAUGGAGCAGAGCAAUUCUACCAGGAGCAGAGCAACCUCAGUGAUGGAAACCACAGAAGAGGGGAAGCUCAACAAUGUGGAACAUCUGACACUUAUGGACUUCCUUCAAAACCUAACUGAGAAGCAAUGGAGGGGGAUUCGUGAGGGCAUGUUUGACCCGCUGACAAAACAACAGCUUGCCGGCUUGUGUCUGAGGAUUGUCCAGUUUUUAUCGGACAAGCUGAUGCAGAUCAUCAUCCCAGGUCUUUACGAACUACUGGGCAUCCAAGAUGCUACCUCCUCUCCAUUGUCACAGAGAUCUCGCACAGCGUCACUCACCAGUCUGUUAGACGAUAAGACUAACACCAAGUCCCGCGUGAGAUUUACUGAGGCUGGUGUACCUAAGAGGCCAUGCAGUCGAAAGUCUUACAAUAGCUUUCGCAUCCCGACUCCCUACCCUUCCGCCAACUGUAUGGAUCAGGAAGAGGAAGAAGAGCAGGAAUCACAACUUAAGUUCAAGGAGAUUUACCUGACUAAGGGCAGUGGAAGCUACCUGCCCAAGGGGGCCAUGAGGUAUGUUCUUAAAGGGAAAUUUAACAACUUCAUAUUCAUCUCUAGCAUCACCAUAUUCAAUGAGGUUUCCGUAUCUGCUCCACACAGAGUGGACAAGUAA
Oncorhynchus kisutch (coho salmon) is the source of this 855-nucleotide messenger RNA. RefSeq lists its product as uncharacterized. Bases 73 to 855 code for a protein of 260 amino acids. The record is from RefSeq and is a predicted model, not a curated record. The transcript has 6 exons. Lineage: Eukaryota; Metazoa; Chordata; Actinopteri; Salmoniformes; Salmonidae.